GUGGGAGAGCGGAUGGCAAGAUCGGUCCGACUACCGUCCGCCUUGCGUCAGUUGUCAAACAGACCAUGCUCACACGCUGUUCGCUGGCCGCGGUGUAGAUCAAUGGCGCUACACAGUCCCGUCUCCGUGUGUGACUACUCCGAACUGCGCACCGUGAAAUGUAGUUCUGAUCCCUCACCACCAAUGUCGCCCGAGAAGAAGACGUAUAUCCCACCAUCAUCAGAGACCAUCCAGACUAAACCGUUCCCGAUAAGAGGGGAGCGAGCGAACUAUGUCAACAGCCCCCAUGUCAUUGCCAUGGUGGGUCUCCCUGCUCGGGGAAAGACCUACAUAUCGAAAAAGUUGUCUCGUUAUUUGAACUGGAUUGGUAUCAACACUAAAGUGUUCAACCUAGGAGAGUACCGACGACACGCAACAACUGCAUACAAGAGCCAUGAUUUUUUCAGGCCAGACAAUAAAGAGGCCAUGGCAAUACGGACUCAGUGUGCCAUGGAUGCUCUCCAGGAUGUUGGACAGUGGCUUGAAGGAGGGGGAGAAGUAGCUGUGUUUGAUGCAACUAAUUCAACUGCUGACCGACGACAAUUGAUCCACGACAUAAUUGUGAAGAAGAUGGGCUACAAACUGUUUUUUGUUGAGUCAGUCUGUGACGAUCCUAAAAUCAUUGAACAAAACAUCAUGGAAGUAAAAGUCAAUAGUCCAGACUACAAAAAUAUGAACAUGGAUAUGGAUUCUGUUCUCAAGGAUUUCUUAAUGCGUAUUGAGCAUUAUCAAGAACGCUAUGAACCUCUUGAUGAAACAUUGGAAUCAAAUCUUUCCUUUAUGAAAAUAUAUAACACAGGAGAAAAGGUUGUUGUUCACAAACAUGAAGGCCAUAUCCAAAGCAGGAUUGUCUACUACCUUAUGAACAUUCACAUAGUGCCCAGAACUAUUUACUUGACUCGGCAUGGUGAAAGUGAAGAAAACUUAAAAGGGCGAAUUGGCGGGGACUCAGAUCUUUCAUUCCGAGGCCAGCAGUAUGCUGAAUCACUUUCUCGCUUCAUUCAGCAACAAAACAUCCCUAAUCUACGAGUAUGGACAUCAUGGUUGAAGAGGACAAUUCAAACAGUAGCUAAUGUACCAGCACCUCAAGAGCGUUGGAAGGCACUUAAUGAAAUUGAUGCGGGUAUAUGUGAGGAAAUGACUUACGAAGAAAUCGCUGAGAAGUACCCAGAAGACUUUGCAGCACGUGAUGAGGCAAAAUUCACAUACCGUUAUCCCCGUGGGGAAUCAUACGAAGAUCUAGUAGCCCGCCUUGAACCAGUCAUAAUGGAACUUGAGCGUCAAGGCAAUGUACUUGUUGUUAGCCAUCAAGCUGUGAUGCGUUGCCUUCUUGCUUAUUUCUUGGACAAAUCAGCUGAUGAAUUGCCCUACUUGAACGUUCCAUUACAUACUGUGAUAAAAUUGACACCUGUAGCCUAUGGAUGCAAAGUGGAUUAUAUCAAGUUGCCUAUUGAGGCUGUAGACACACAUCGGCCAAAGCCUAAGGUUGCUGGCUACCUGGAGGAACGGUUCAAGCGAGAAAAGCUACAAAACUCAGAAAAUUGCUGAUACUGGUGUAGCAUAUUGUGGUAUGUGAGACACAUCCUUCACCUUAUCCUCAGGCAAGGUGAUUUUCAGUGAGGUUUGCUCUUUGGAGCUUUCCACAGAAUACUAGAUGGUCAGAGCAGGGCUCUUACUGGACUAACAUCUGACAAUGUUUUGGGCUUAGAAUUUGUCUCUGGUCUAAGAAAAAAAUACAUAAUUAAAAAUGCCCCUAUUGAUUCAGUCUGUGCCAAGUGCUGUGCUCCUAAUCUUACUACUGUUUCUGAAUGAAGGAAAGAUAUGCUGAUGUUGGCUCUACAUUGCCUUUCCAUCUUGGAUAAUUUAAAAAUCUCAUCAUUCUGCAUUGUAUGACUUACAAUGUUCAUUGCAUUUGCAUCUCGAAUUAUGUCAUGACAAUUUUAGGGGCUGAAAAGUGCAAUAUAAAUACAUAAAUGCUUAUUUUAUAGUCUGGGUGAUAAACAUAUUUUGUAUAUGUUUUCUUGUAUAAACUGUAUAUAACAGGAGGUGAGAGAUAUGGUCUGAUGCAAAUGGAGUGUGCAAUGGCCAAAUUGCUUCUAUCAUUUGUUGGUAAAUGUUUGUUUCUUUAUUUCAUCUUUAUUGGAGAUUAUAAAUGUUAACAUUAUGGCAAACAGCUCAAAUCUCCACUAUUUAAAUGACUAUCAAUGUACUUGAUUGUCUACCAAAAAAAUAUUUUCUCCCUAUUGUUACUGUUUUAAGCAUUUUGUUUUAUUGAGUAGUGUAAGGUUUACAUGUAGAUAUUAUGAGUUAAGAUAAAUUUACUAUUAUACAUAAAUAUUUAUGUUUGUGUGUGUGUAUGUGUGUUUGUAUGUGCAUGAAGCACCGAUUCUGCGUAAUCUUAAUAAUGAAGACCCUUACAUAAACUUUCAUUUUCAUCUUUUCAUAUCAGGUUUAUAGUUAUGACCAUUCCUUCCCCUCUGGAACUCAAUCACCAGACUGUCCUCAUUUCAUUCAGAAGUCUGAGGAUUCGUAAUAUGAAUACAGUUCUGUGUUUUCAUCUCUCUUAUUUCAUUUACUAUAAUAUUCUUUUGCUGUACUGCAUUAGCACCAUUUUUUGAAAUUUUAGGUCAAUCAUAACUGAGGUAGGUUCAAUGACGUUUAGUCAACUGUAGAGUUUACAACUAAUCUCCCUAAAAAUGAUAAUUGUGUUUGAGGGCCCCAUGUUGUCUUAGUGUGCUAAACAUAGCGCUUGGUCUUGAAUGUAACAUUAUUCUGGUGUAGGAUUGCAUUGAUCAUGUACAUUAAGUCUUCAUAUUGCAUUCCAUCCAGAAUUUCAAUUUUAUCUACAAGAAUAUCACUUGGCAUUUUACCCACUGUUGUUUUGCUUUUACAUGUAGGGUGAGGCGCCUUUAAACUGAGGACAAGUUGUUAUGGUUUGCUUGUGAAUAAUUUUUGAAAUGUCCACAAGAAAAAGGAAAUUUUUUAAGAAUGCAAGCUUAACGGUUGUGUGUGUGUCAGAAAGUACUACCGAUGGUGACUAAAGCUUAUUUGAGUUGUAUAACUAUACGUAGUACCUGCCUUGAAAGGAAAAUCCUGACUGUUAGUACCAAAUGCAACAAGUACUGAUUUUAUUGUAGUUUCCCCACCCAUGCAACCAUAUAUGAUAGUCUCAGUUGCUUAUGGAGCUGCUAAAUGGAGUAAAUUAUCAUCUAUUAAUAGAUACUAAAUUUCUUCUCACCAACAUUCUUGACUUAAAUAAAACAAACUUGAAAUUUUCUUGUAAGGACUUCAGAAGAAAAAAGACUACACUUGAGUCUGUAUAUACUUAAAUUCACUAGAACCAAUAUUUUUACACUGACUAAAGAUGAGAAAGUAUGAGAUACAACUGUUGUCCAAUUAAAAUUCUAAAGAAAAAUAAAUAAUGUGGCAUCACAAAUCUUAAAAAUAAGGUUUUGUCUUCUCUUAAAUGAAAUUGUAUUUUAUGUGCUUCUCUUCUAUUUCCACUAAUUCAAAUUAUAAGGUAUUCAGAUAAUCUUGAAUGUUCUAAUUAUUUCCAUUUAAUGCCUAGAGCUCUGUGUAAUACUUGCUAAUUUCACCUUGCAUUUGGUGCAAUUAAAACAGACUUAUGAUGUGGACCAUUCUGCAGAUUGCACUGAGUAAUAAUUUCAUAUCUUGGCUAGAGCGCAACAAGGUAUCAUAGCAGACAAUAUUAAAACAAUGACAAAGAGAAAAUUGCUGUUAAAAAACCUGACACAAUUGCAAGGGUCUGUUCGCUCUCGGCUGAUGUGUGUAACAUGUUAGAUAAUACUUUCUUUAAGAUACUAAAUGUUUCAUGUAAACACACUUGUUCAUUAGUUGGAAUCUCAUGACAAUCUUAGAUUCUUUUACCAAUUUUAUAAAAAGAAUUUUAUUUCCUACAUAUUUUAUCUUUAUUCUCCGUCUCACAUCUCUAGAUUGACUCAAUUUGGAUGUUUGAAUGUCUAGCUCUCUCUAAAGAGAGACAUGGACAGAAAAGGUCUUACUUGAGUUGUCAAAAUUCAAUUUGAUUUUCAUGAUCUCUUAAAUAUCAAAACUAAGCAAUGUCAGGCAAGUGUAAUUAUUGAGACUACACAUACACUGCUAAUGGUCUCACAUUAUCAGUUCCCACCAUGCAUUCAUGUAACUGAUGUUGCAUUUUCCUAUGUGGUUUAUGAAAAACUGAUCUCUUUCAUAUAUCGCCCAUCAAUUCUGUGUUAGGCUCAAUAAUGUGCCUAAUAUCUAAGGGACUUUAAGGCAUGGAAUUAGUGGGACCUGAUUGUUAUUGCUUUGUAUAUUUUAUUUUUAUUGAAAUGUGUGAUAAUGAUGGUUGUUUACUGUGGUUUCUAGGAAUCCACAAUUUGUGAUAUGUAGUGGAAAGAGACAUUCAGUUUUGGUAAAAAAGUACCUCUCUAUAUUUCCCACACAAUUUCUACAAAACACAUUCUCUCAUCAAACUACUUUUUGUAGGCCAACCCUAUAUUAUCCACCUGUCCAGAAAUAAUAAGUGUUUCUAGUUGGGUUGAAUUAAAUGCGUUUAGAGGACUGGCCAUUGUUAGACAUUGAAUUGUAAUUACGUUUGUCUACUUGUCUGUGCUUUCCUUCUGAACUUUGUCAUCCAGGUUUCCUGCCUUGCGUCUCCAUCCCCAUUACUAGUGAUUAUAGGAAAGGAAGCUAUGUGAAAUGUUAAACUCUAUAUGUCAGUUUCCGCACGGAUACGUUGCAGUGUAAAUGGUGUUUGACGUCUCUCCCUGAGCAAUGUAAAGAGAAGUGGUGGAAAAAUGGCGAAAUAAAGUGAUAAGUGAAAAUUU
Messenger RNA from Frankliniella occidentalis (western flower thrips), 4865 nucleotides. Its product is annotated as 6-phosphofructo-2-kinase/fructose-2,6-bisphosphatase. Lineage: Eukaryota; Metazoa; Arthropoda; Insecta; Thysanoptera; Thripidae. The record is from RefSeq and is a predicted model, not a curated record. The transcript has 10 exons. Gene Ontology annotation, biological process: fructose 2,6-bisphosphate metabolic process; fructose metabolic process. Bases 13 to 1587 code for a protein of 524 amino acids. Gene Ontology annotation, molecular function: 6-phosphofructo-2-kinase activity; ATP binding; fructose-2,6-bisphosphate 2-phosphatase activity. Gene Ontology annotation, cellular component: cytosol.